This is a messenger RNA of Amborella trichopoda, 2832 nucleotides long. RefSeq names its product casein kinase 1-like protein 2. The record is from RefSeq and is a predicted model, not a curated record. Gene Ontology annotation, molecular function: ATP binding; protein kinase activity. Gene Ontology annotation, biological process: protein phosphorylation. Lineage: Eukaryota; Viridiplantae; Streptophyta; Magnoliopsida; Amborellales; Amborellaceae.
AUCCGGUUUCGAUGGGAUCAAUGCUGGAAUAUGAUGAUGAUGAUAUGAUGGAAUGUUCAUCAUGUUAUGUAUGGCCAUGCAUGCCGAGGCGAUGACCACUCCCUCUGGGAUCAACGCUGUAAUAUGAUGAUGAUGAUAUGUGGAAUGGUCAUCAUGUUAUGUAUGGCCAUGCAUGCCGAGGCGAUGACUACUCCCUCUACUUUUCUCCUUCUUCGUCUCUUGCCCUUUCCUUUUCCCCUUCUUCGAUGCCUCUAAUUCUCUUCUCUUUCUCUCUCUACAUUUCUCCUCUCUCUCUCUCUCUCUACAUUUCUCCUCCUCAUGAAACCCUGGAUCUUGACCUUGUGUCUAUCAAUCAUCUGGUUAUGAAUCUCGAUUUAGGGUUUCGAUUUGUUUGCAAAUAUGGGCGUUGAUUAGUCCUUGUUCGCGCUGUGUAGGAGUCGAUUCUUGCUCUUUGAAGAUACAGAGAGAGAGGGGAAUUUGAUAUUUUUUUUCGUUAAAUUUCUUGGGGUUUUUAUCACCGUUUUUUUUUGUUGUAUUUUUUUUGGCUGGGUUCAAUUUUUGGUGGGCAUUUUGAGGGGGUCCGAGAUUGUGCAAUGGAGCCUCGUGUUGGUAACAAGUUCAGGCUCGGUCGCAAGAUUGGGAGCGGCUCGUUUGGGGAGAUCUAUCUCGGAACGAACAUCCAGACCAACGAAGAGGUUGCGAUAAAACUUGAAAAUGUCAAGACAAAGCAUCCACAACUGUUAUAUGAAUCAAAGUUGUACAGAAUCCUACAAGGAGGAACUGGAAUUCCAAAUGUUAGAUGGUUUGGCGUUGAAGGAGAUUAUAAUGUUCUUGUUAUGGAUUUGUUGGGGCCCAGUCUUGAAGACCUAUUCAACUUCUGUAGUAGAAAACUUUCACUUAAGUCUGUGCUUAUGCUUGCGGAUCAGAUGAUCAACCGAGUUGAAUUUGUCCACUCUAAGUGUUUCUUGCAUCGGGAUAUUAAGCCGGAUAAUUUUCUUAUGGGCUUGGGAAGGCGAGCUAAUCAGGUAUACAUAAUUGACUUUGGACUUGCUAAGAAGUAUCGAGAUACUGCAACCCACCAGCAUAUACCUUAUAGGGAAAACAAGAAUUUGACAGGGACUGCUAGAUAUGCAAGCAUGAAUACCCAUCUUGGAAUUGAGCAAAGUCGGAGGGAUGACUUAGAAUCUCUUGGAUAUGUUCUUAUGUAUUUCUUGAGAGGAAGCCUUCCUUGGCAGGGUCUCAAGGCGGGGACAAAGAAACAAAAAUACGAGAAAAUAAGUGAGAGAAAGGUUUCCACAUCCAUUGAGGCCUUGUGCAGGGGCUAUCCAACAGAAUUCGCUUCAUAUUUUCACUAUUGUCGUUCAUUACGCUUUGAUGACAAGCCAGAUUAUGCUUAUUUGAAAAGAAUUUUCCGUGAUCUCUUUAUUCGAGAAGGUUUCCAAUUCGAUUAUGUAUUUGACUGGACCAUUUUAAAGUAUCAACAAUCUCAAAUUGCCAGUGUUCCUCAACGAGCUCCUGGCCCUGGUGCAGGCCCAAGUUCUGGUGCAGUGCCUGCUGGUGCAAAUGCUGAAAGAACAUUAGGUGGUGAAGAGGGGCGCCCUUCGGGCUGGUCUACAAUUGAUCCCUCCCGCCGAAGAGUUUCAGGACCUGCUAUAAAUGCUGGGAGCUUAUCAAAGCAGAAGAGUCCUGUGGCUAAUGAGUCAUCGACUUGGACAAAAGAUGCUAUGCUGUCUGGAGCUCCUUUCCUGCGACCAAGUGGCUCAUCUCGGCGUGUGGCGGUGUCGAGCAGCCGAGAAGCGAUGGUUGGGAGCGAGGCCGAUCCCUCAUCUCGCCCUCGAACCACUGAUGCUAGUCCGGGUGGCUUGAGGAAGGUGGUCAGUGGGCAGAGGAGUUCCCCUGUCGGCUCCUCUGAGCCCAAACGCACUUCUUCUGGCAGGAACAUGAAGAACUAUGAGUCCGCCCUCAAGGGUAUUGAGUGCUUAAAUUUCGACGCAGAGGAGAGGCCGGUAGAGAGGCCAUAUUAGCAAACCAUCUCUCUCUCACUACAUCUAUCUCUCUACUAUUACUCUCUCUGUAAAUCAAUUUAUAAUAUACUUUUAGCCAUGGAGUGGGAAUUGUUGAUUCUGAGGAUUGCAGGGAAGGUUCAGCUAUUCACAGGGAAAUUUAACUAGGUGGAUGUUGGAACUCGAAGGCAUUGCUGCACAACCGAAAGGGAAGGGAUUUGGUGAAUGCCUAAAUGAUUUGAAGUGUAUUUGGGCUCGUUUCCUCUGCCACCUCUUUGGUGGCUGCUUCAUUCUCUCUCGUUUGAACUGACGUAUGGGUCCUGAGUGACUUCAUCGUAUACUUGCCUUCCAUUUUAUUUCUUUUGUGUUGAUUCCUCUGUUUAGUGAGAAUGCUGUUGAUCAAGUAAGUUUGUGGUUACCCAGAAACUGGGCCUGGGCGAUAAUACGAGGAGAAACAGUUCUAAUCGGUGGUUUGGAAAUCUGUAUGUUAUUUGAGAGGUACUUCAACUCUGAGCCUGGCCCGGAUAAAUAUGUCAUUUGUUUUUAUGUGUGUUUGAGAGGUGGUAGGGCACAGAAAUGUGGCGCCCAAUUUCAAGUAUCUAUCUGUACAUCAUAGGUUCUUGACAAACAUAUAUGGGUGUCUCAGUGGGUUCAUUUGCUUCAUUCUGUAUGAGAUGCAUAAUGCUUUCACGGCCUUUAUACAUCACCUGUCUCUCUCCCUCUCUCUGUUUAUAUGAUAGGUGCCUUUGACUAUAUGAUAGUGAGUCGUUGAGAAACUGAUAGAAUUUCAGACAUUCUAAGAAUUUUAAGGCAAUGAGUUAUUUUUAUA